This is a messenger RNA of Auanema sp. JU1783, 291 nucleotides long. Lineage: Eukaryota; Metazoa; Nematoda; Chromadorea; Rhabditida; Rhabditidae. The record is from the annotation of a GenBank genome assembly.
AUGGCGAAAAAAUAUUUAGUUGUACCUGCUUCAUCCGUUGACAGCGAACGGUUGUUUAGUUUGAUGGGGAUAUACUACGGUAAUAGGAGAAGAGUCAAGCUCUCAAAUAAGUCCACGAGGGCAUUUGUUUUGAUCUCUUCAAAUGAGAGAGAAGCGAAAGAAAAAACUUGGGCUACAUCACAUCUAAGCAUUAUAGACACGGCGCAAGAGGAAAACCUUGUUGACCUUAUUGAUUUUGAAUCUGAGGAUUCUGAUGGUGACGAAACUUCUGAAGUUUCAUUAGAGUUAUAA